This is a messenger RNA of Ascochyta rabiei, 630 nucleotides long. RefSeq lists its product as uncharacterized. The transcript has a single exon. NCBI's taxonomy places the organism in Eukaryota, Fungi, Ascomycota, Dothideomycetes, Pleosporales, Didymellaceae. The record is from RefSeq and is a predicted model, not a curated record. Bases 1 to 630 code for a protein of 209 amino acids.
AUGUACAACAGCAGUUUUUCUAUCGAUCCCGACAAAGUUCAAGCCCUCAUACAGGCGAUUGAGAGUGAUGAGGACAAGUUUCGGGCUUGCACAACUAUUCGAGAUGAUCUGCUCGUCCAAUACAGGCAUUUAGGAUUGUUGUGUGCGUAUUUACACAUGAUUCUGGAUACAGAAUUUCCGCAGCGUGGAAACAAGACAUAUAACUGGCUCUAUGCCUCUAAAGCUGAUGCAGACAGUUGGAGGUUAUUCUUGAACAUCGGCAAGACUUACGCCACAACGAACAAGAGAUAUCUAGCUUCCCUUGUUAAGAUAAGCGGCUGCUGGGGCACCAAAAAGGUCCAGCACUACGACUGGGGGUCAAGAAGUCAGCAGUACUGCAGCAUGCUUGGUAGAGCUGCCUCUCAGAACCCAGUUUGGGAAGACGCUUGUGAAAAGCUCAACCAACUGUUGCUAAGCAGAAUUGCAGAUAGGCGUCCUCUCCGGGCUUGUAAAAAUCCCAUCAAUGUGAACGAUCUACAGCACCUUAUAGCAUGGUCAGAUAGUAAAGAUUAUACGAAGAGAGGGCGUAAAGUCAGUGUCAUUGCGAAGCGAUCGAUCGUAGAGGCCGAUUUGCCAGCAGCUUGCAGGUAG